AUGCCUCCCUUUGGCGCCCAGCUCGACGCCAGCAACAACCACGAGGACUGGGAGGACUGGCUGCGCUGGGAUCCCACCGCCGAACCCACCUCGCCAGACGGCGGCACCUUCAACUCAGGGUCUUCCAAGAACGACUCGCCGUUGCAGGACCCUGCUUUCCCGGCCUUUGGCAACACGGACGAAGAACCACUUGUCCCGCCUUUGAUUGUCGAUGGCAAUGACCUGGGCUUUGGAAACGCGACCGACUUCUCUAACGAUGCCUUCCUCUUUGGCACCAAUCACGAUCUCGGCGCCGACUUCGACUUCACCCAAGUCAACUCUCUCCACAACCUUCCUGAUAUUCCCAAGAUCGACACGAACACCGCAGCAUGGCCUCUCCACCCCAACGCGGUAGAAGACCCAAGUGUGUCGCUCUCUGCUCUGUCCAACGACCAGACCCAACAGCUCCAGUCGGCGGUAUCCCUCACCGCUACCACCCCCAGCUUACAACACAGUCCGGAAUCCACUUCGCAUUCCAACUCUCAACCCCGACAAAGCAUAUCGUCCGACUCCCCAGAUCCACCAAAGAAGAAGGGUGGUCGCAAGAGGAAGGCUGAGGCACAGCUGCAGCCUGAGUCAAAGGCAGAGAGUGCGGAUGGCGAAGGAGAUUCGCAGGAUGGAGAGGAUGGACCGAUCAAGAAGACGUCGCAUAACGUUAUUGAGAAACGAUAUCGCAACAACCUCAAUGACAAGAUCGUGGAACUGCGCAACAGCGUGCCUGCUCUACGCGCCUUGGGCCGGGCCAACAAAGGUCAAGAUACUGAAGAUCUUGAAGGUCUUACACCAGCUCACAAGCUGAACAAGGCCACGGUCAUGGCGAAGGCUACCGAAUACAUCAAGCAUCUUGAGAAGCGCAAUAAGACCAUGGCCGACGAAAUGGCCGAACUCAAAGCGCAAUUGUCCAAGGUCGAGGCCGCCAUUGGCAAAUCCAAGGACAGACAGACUAGUAGCAGCCCUCCUUCGACAGCUACAUCUCGGUCUCGAGAAGCAUCCACGGCAUCGCAGACAGGUGCCUCAAGUUUCCUUAAUGUCCCACAGGACCAGUCGAGAUAUGGCCAGACAGGAGUGCAGCAGCAGCAGUACAUGCAACAAGGGCAGCCCACAUAUGCCAGGCCACCCAACCCGCCAGUGGAAGCACAGAACCAGCCGCAAUAUGUCAAUGGUAGAGGUGGUGGGUUCAUGAACAAGAUGAUGCUUGGCACCAUGGCUGGUGUCAUGGUCAUGGAGGGCUUCACCGAGCAACAGCAAGGCGAGCAUGAUACAUCUCUUGGCGCCAUCCCAACCACCUUGUUCAAGCGCUUCGUCGACGGUUCGUCAUCAUCUCCAAUGAGCAUGUCACGACAGGCAUUCGUGCCACUUCUGAAGUUGGUGCUCGUCGUCGGCGCUUUGGUCUACUUGCUCUCUCCACUGCUCAGCUUCUCUCCACGGCGAACGCAGAAACGACGAAUGUCGGCUCAACUUCCCAAGGCUCCAUCACUGGCGUCUCCUGUCGAGGUUCGCCGUAAGGCUUGGGAUACCGCCAUCCAAACUGUCUGGGUGCCCAAGCACUUCCUCUUGGAGGUUGUUGCCGUCUGUCUCAAGAUGAUGCAACUCAGUUUGCGCAGGAUCAUCGGAUCAGAGGCUUUCACGAACCUGACGGGCACCAAUAAAGAAGAAGAGGCUGCUCGCAUCAAGGCAUGGGAUAUCGCCAUCGACGCUCAGCUGGCUGGCGGUGAUGCGCAAGUAUCCUACUACCGACUGCUGCUGACACUGAUGGAGAGUGGAACGCUCCCAGACUCUCCGGCACGGCUCAUGCAGAAGGCCGUCCACUUCCGCGUCUUCUUCUGGGAGGUUGCCAAUGCUGGCUAUGGCAACAUGGUCGGCUUCAAGCAGUUUACCGAGAAGGUUGGCCACUUCUACUGGGAUUCCGCAAGAAGGCUUCACAAAGAGGUCACGGCAAGAGCACAUGACGGAGCGAUCAGCGAUGACGAGGAGGUAGAGCCACUGCCAGACCACCUCGCGCGUCUUAUAGAAUUGGACUGCGACGAAGUGCUGAGUGACGAGAUGAUCCAACGUGCUUGGAAUCUUGCAUGGAAUAAGUCCAGCGCAUACGCCCUUGUGCCCAAUGCUGCCAAAGACAGCGUGGUCGAAGAUCAUGCAAUCCGCUCUCCACUCGAUGCGGUUGCGGCAUGGUACACUAACACGGUCCUGGACGACACGCUCGCUGAUGCUGUCAGCGACAACCCGUCCACCUUCGACACAGAGUACUAUGUCGGACUUGCUCUCAGCGUCGCACCGCCAGCAUCCAGCACACACGUAAGGGCUCUCGCUGCAAAGGCAGUACUGUCGAACUCGAACAGGGAGUCCAACAUUGUCGUCGCGCUGGAGGCUCUGCCUGUGCUUUCGCCAACCGGCGGCAUGAACCUGGUUAGCCACGCACCCGCCUCGCCUGACGUUUGCACUGCUUUGACGCUGGCUAAGCUGAUCUCGCUAUCAUCUUCGUCGUCGUCCAGUACUGCUCGUGAGCGGGCAUACACCGCACUGAGCAAUCUGCAGCUUGCACCAGGAGAUUUCACUCUACUUGCCGCUGCCGCAGCGUUCCGACUGUUGCGCGUCAUGGUUUCACGGAAGAACUUACCUAUCAUCGCCCAGCGUGGUAUGGAGGACCUUGCAGGCAGUCUACGGGUCUGGGUAGGCACUUCUGCGGGUCGGGAAAGUGGUCUGGGACACGAUGAGCGAAGCAGAGUGGUGAAGCUAUGCUUGGGCGUGGCCAAGCAACUUGGAGGUUGGGACGAGCGAGACAGUGGCUAUGGCUCUGCGGUGCAGAGUCAAAGCUCUAGUCCUGUGCGCUCGAACGCGAGCCCGGUUGUUGUUGUGACUUAG
Zasmidium cellare ATCC 36951 is the source of this 2901-nucleotide messenger RNA. RefSeq lists its product as uncharacterized. Gene Ontology annotation, biological process: SREBP signaling pathway; positive regulation of transcription by RNA polymerase II. NCBI's taxonomy places the organism in Eukaryota, Fungi, Ascomycota, Dothideomycetes, Mycosphaerellales, Mycosphaerellaceae. Gene Ontology annotation, molecular function: protein dimerization activity. Bases 1 to 2901 code for a protein of 966 amino acids. The record is from RefSeq and is a predicted model, not a curated record. The transcript has a single exon.